Molecule: messenger RNA, 996 nt
Organism: Coniophora puteana RWD-64-598 SS2
Lineage: Eukaryota; Fungi; Basidiomycota; Agaricomycetes; Boletales; Coniophoraceae
Exons: 4
Coding region: 1-996 (331 amino acids)
Source: RefSeq, a predicted model, not a curated record
AUGCCUCUUCACAGAAUCAAGCUCCAGGGCGACAACAUAAUGCUCAACUUUGCGGAUGACUCCAACAUUCGUCUUGGUGCCGCCAUGGGCGACUUUGCCUAUCGCUUCAUAGUCCCCCCUUCUGACGAACCCCGCGAGAUGAGCAUUGUUGUUCGACAAAAGGCUCAUGUGCGCGAUUACCUGGCGGAGGAGCUGCUCACGAGUUCGGAGCAUGUUGGGGAGCUCUCAAAGUCUAUCCUCACAAUCCAAGACCCAAUCCACGUAAUGGCUGAGCCUGUCAGCGCCCAUGUUGCUUAUGAGGCAAACCCCGAUGACCUCAUCUCCAUCAAGCCACGCUUUCGCUUUAGACCUCGACGCAGCCAAGCAGAUGAUGACGGGUAUCGCCCUCCCAUUCUUUGUCCGCUUGACAUCCUGGAUCCCCGCGACCCUAUCAGGCUAACGCCUCCUAGACUCGAGUCCUGGGAGGAGCUCUAUGCUAGGAUAGUGCGCGAACACGACGAAUCGGGCCCUGGACCCAUCGAUGACCUCUUACCUCCUCUCCUCGAGCGCAAUGAACGUGCCCAUGCCGCCCGCGUGAAGGUCGAGGAUAUCAAUACUCAAAUUGACGGCAUGAAGAUCGAGUCAGGUGACUAUGACGAUAUGCCCCCGCUCAUAGACGAUUCGGGCGCUCUGGUCACCGGCAUGAAGAUUGACAUGGUCAACAACAACAAUAUGCCCCCUCUCAUGGACGCUCCACCCACUCCAGCUGGCGAUGUUCACAUCAACGCGAAUGUCUACCGUACUCUCGCAUACAACGGCCUGCAGAACACUUCCCUUAUGGACGUCAACCGUAAGCGCGCGCAUGAGGCUGAAAACAAUGCUGGAGAAAAUGAUGCAGGUACAAGUGCUUCUGCGAGGAAGCGGCGUCGUUCCUCGCACGCGCCGGUAUCUACUCGUGUUCUUCGCUCGAGCAUCCGCGCCAACACCGCUUUAACAACAAGGUUCACUGUACGAUAA